AUGGGCGUGGGGAUAGACUUCUUUUCGGCGGCCGUCCUAAACUGUUUCAUCGCCAAAUCUUCGGAAGUUGACAUAGCGGCUUCACUCGAACAUCGUUUACUUGGCAAUGAAGCCAUACAAAAUCAAGACUAUAAUCAAGCUCGAGAUGAAUAUACCAAAGGAAUUUUGUUAAAUCCCAAAGAUUUCUUGUUGUUACUGAUCACUCUGCUCUGGCUUACCUCAAAAACAUGGCAAACUCCACUGAUAAACUUGGAAGAUGGCUUAUGA
Molecule: messenger RNA, 267 nt
Organism: Ambispora gerdemannii
Lineage: Eukaryota; Fungi; Glomeromycota; Glomeromycetes; Archaeosporales; Ambisporaceae
Source: the annotation of a GenBank genome assembly